This is a messenger RNA of Manis javanica (Malayan pangolin), 4222 nucleotides long. RefSeq names its product Ras related GTP binding D (gene RRAGD). Gene Ontology annotation, cellular component: lysosome; nucleus; Gtr1-Gtr2 GTPase complex. The record is from RefSeq and is a predicted model, not a curated record. Gene Ontology annotation, molecular function: GTPase activity; GTP binding. Lineage: Eukaryota; Metazoa; Chordata; Mammalia; Pholidota; Manidae. Gene Ontology annotation, biological process: cellular response to starvation; negative regulation of autophagy; positive regulation of TORC1 signaling.
UCGGGGAGGAACUGCCGCGCUCCGGCCGACUCCCCCGCCGGCGGGCGGGCGGGGCGGGGGGCUCCCGGGGCUCCGGCACUGCCGCGCGCAGCCCUGGACGCCGACCCCGAGGGGCACGCGCGGCCCUCCCCGCCGCCGCCCCCCGCGCACCUCCGGACAAAACCCUAAUCGGGAAAUUCGUUGCGCCCCUCCGGCGGGGAGGUUUGGCCCCCACCAGGGACCGCCGCCACCCGCGGGCGCUAUGAGCCAGGUGCUGGGGAAGCCGCCGCCGGGGGACGGCGACGACGACGACGAGGAGGACGAGCUGGUGGGGCUGGCGGACUACGGGGACGGGCCCGAGUCCUCGGACGCCGACCCGGACAGCGGCGCUGAGGAAGUUCUGGACUUCAGCGAUCCGUUCAGCACUGAAGUGAAGCCGAGAAUCCUGCUCAUGGGCCUGAGGAGAAGCGGCAAGUCGUCUAUUCAGAAAGUUGUCUUUCACAAAAUGUCUCCCAACGAAACCCUGUUCUUGGAGAGCACCAACAAGAUCUGCCGGGAAGAUGUUUCCAACAGCUCCUUUGUUAAUUUCCAGAUUUGGGACUUCCCGGGACAGAUUGACUUUUUUGACCCUACAUUUGACUAUGAGAUGAUCUUCCGGGGAACAGGAGCCCUGAUAUUUGUCAUAGACUCCCAGUCAUACCUCAGUACAGCUAGAAAAAGCACAGUAUCUGUGGAAGACAGCCUAGAAUGGUCCAGAAGCAAAGCAGCGCCUCCCCUGACAGAAGUGUGCCUUCCUUCCCAGGACGAUUACAUGGAAGCCCUGGCCAGGCUCCACCUCACCGUGACCAGGGCCUACAAAGUGAACACUGACAUCAACUUCGAGGUGUUUAUUCAUAAGGUGGACGGUCUGUCAGAUGACCACAAAAUCGAGACCCAAAGAGAUAUUCAUCAGAGGGCAAACGAUGACCUUGCUGAUGCUGGAUUAGAAAAAAUUCACCUCAGCUUUUAUCUGACAAGCAUAUAUGAUCAUUCAAUAUUUGAAGCUUUUAGCAAAGUGGUUCAGAAACUGAUUCCACAACUCCCCACCCUGGAGAAUUUGCUAAACAUCUUUAUCUCAAAUUCUGGAAUUGAAAAGGCUUUUCUAUUUGACGUGGUCAGUAAAAUUUAUAUUGCAACUGAUAGUACUCCAGUGGAUAUGCAAACCUACGAGCUCUGCUGUGAUAUGAUCGAUGUGGUUAUUGAUAUCUCUUGUAUUUAUGGUCUCAAAGAAGAUGGAGCAGGAACCCCUUAUGACAAGGAAUCAACAGCCAUUAUAAAGCUGAAUAAUACAACGGUUCUUUAUUUAAAAGAGGUGACAAAGUUCCUGGCUCUUGUUUGCUUUGUCAGAGAGGAAAGCUUUGAAAGAAAAGGGCUUAUUGACUAUAAUUUUCAUUGCUUCCGGAAGGCCAUCCAUGAAGUUUUCGAGGUGAGAAUGAAAGUGGUAAAAUCACGAAAGGUUCAGAAUCAGCUGCAGAAGAAAGGAGCCCCCCCCAAUGGGACCCCAAGAGUGCUGUUGUAGUAAGGUGUCAGGACCGUCUGUUGAAAUCAGACCUUUCACUGAAGCUGCUGCGCUGUGUUGCACUAAAGGAAAAGGAGGAGGAGAUUGGGACACAUGACAUAUUUGUUGUAAAAAAGAAAAAAAUUCCUGCAACCCUUUUAGUCUUUUUUAAAUAAAGUAAGCACUUUGAAGCAAACACUUGUAUUUUAACAAUGAAGUGAAAUCCAUUGUAAUUGCAUUACACAAACGUAAACUUUUAUGGUCUGCAGUCAGAAAAAUCCUGUGUAAGAACUGCCAGGAACUGUAUAUAUUUUGCACUUUUUCAUGUUUCACUGAACUGAUCUUUGAUAAAACAACUUUUCUAAGCUUUUUUCUGUAUGUGGAGUCAAGGACAUGCAUACUGUAGUCCAUGUGUAUAUGGCAAUCAGAAAUUAAUCAAAAGGCAGUGAGUGGGCAAUGACUUUUUAUAAAUCUGAGAAUAUUUGCUACCAAUUGUUGAGGAAAAAUCAUUUUUCAUUAGAGCUGGAACAGAUGGGGACAGGCAGCAAGCUCGAAGAGCAGUAAGAGCUGUCGUCUGGUAAUAACUGGUGUAAACAGGAGUUUUGUGGAGUAAUGUUAGCGCCAGACUCGGAUACCUGAAAACUUCCAUAGCUGUGACAGUGCUUUCCUACUCAACAGUUUUGACAUAGCUCUUUACCUCAACACAUUUCUGCCUAUUUAUACAGAGGGGUCAUUUCCUUUUGCUGCAUUACAGUUCUUCAGAACCUCUGGGACCACAUUUCCAAAGUGGUGCCAAUCACUGGACAGAAUUGAGAACUGUGGGGUUUCUGGAAGCUUUUCAGUAACUGCUACCCACACCCAAGUAACAUCAGAGCCACAUGUUUUCCCAAAUGCGACUGGCAACUGCAGAUUUAAAAACCUGUGCAGUUACUUACGUUUGGCCCAUGUUAAAUGGGCCUGUAACUGCAACAUUUAAAGUACUUAGAACCAGUUUUUUGUGUUUGUUUUUUUACUGCUCUGUAACCAUGGAGAAUGUCUAGAUCUCUCUAGCACAGAGCUUAAUGCUGAUGGGCACAGUUGUCAUCUCUGAGCCUCAUCUGCUGCAGUGUGCCUAGUGUACUCUACCCGUUCCCACCUUGUGAUUGAACUAGAGUUCAGCUUACUGGUAGCACUCUCUGCACAGUGAAACAUCUGUCCUGAAAACCCCUAAAUAUCUGUAGAAAGAGGAUGGUCAGCGGAGACAUUACAGUUUGCUAUGUAUUUGUUUCUAGGAAAUUCUUCCUUGGCAUGUUUACUUGACUAUGGGGAAGUUAGGAGACUCUUGAAUCUACCCCCACCCCAAACCAUUCCAAGUAGCUAGAACCGAUGUCCAGUCUAAGACUCAGUGUCCUGAAGCUUGCUUGGGAGGUUUUUUGUUUUCUUGUUUUUUUACCAGAGCCUCAUAGGGACAGCAAAAGCUGGUCCUAGCAAAAAUGUAUCAAUUUCCUAUGGCAACCUGUCCUUGAAAUUACCCUACUUGUAUUUGGGGCUUCUUUUCUGUCCUCUCCUUCCUUCCUCAAGUCCUAUUUGAAGCUGGUAACUGCAAUUUAAGAUGGGAACUGAUUUGAGCCCCCCUCCCCCCAAGGGUCUGCAUUUUAGGAGGAAAUUUGUAAAAAUCACUAAGGUGCCCUAACUCCAUGACUCCUACUGGGAAACCUGGAUGGGUUAGGAACCCAGGGCUCUAGGGAAGUCUUUUCCUUAACUUUGGACCUAUAUACUCCCUGCUGGGUCUUUGCCAACAGGCCUGGUGCAUAUGGGUCGUUCUUAUAAACUUAAUUCUGUGAUUUUUUUACACAGUAGUUCUUGUUGAAUAAGCUUAAAGAAUUGCUUUUCUAAUGUGACUUGAUCCUCAAGAAGGAUACUUGCCUAUCUGGUAAAUCACACACAGGUAUAUGUACUACUGUAACCAGGUGGAGCUUCCAUUUUAAGGUGGGGUAUAUGAUGGGUUUUUGUUAAAAUGUGCCUUAAAAGCCUAUCACUUCAAAAGCAAAUGAUUCUUUAGGGGAAGGGCGAAAAUAAUCCUAUGGCAUGGGAGUCAGCUUCACCAUAGUGCACUCUGAUUAAUCACAUCGAUAUGUAGAUUCCUGCCUCAAACCUGUAAGCAUGGCAAUGACCUCUUAGUGAAAUUCAUAUGUGGGAGUAUGUUUUAGCAUUCCGUUUUUUAAGUCUGUGCUACUGGAAUUAUAAAAAUCAAUUCCUUUUGCAAUUUAUUUUGAUAUGAGACUUAGCUUACUGCGCUAUGCAUGACCUCGUGUAGGUCACCAAUGUAAAGCUAUAUAUACAAAGUCCAAAUCUAUGGCUACAAUGACUGCUCUGGAACAUUUUUUGCUCAUUUUCAAAGGUUGAGAACUUGACCUGCAGGUUUCCAGGCCAAUUAGAACUUCUAUGUGGAGGUGAGACUCUGUAAAUUAUCAUCUUUGGUUAUUUUUAGUGAUGCAGGUUAGUAUGUAUAACCAGGGUAGAGUGUUUUUGCAGAAAUACAAAUCAAACACUGGUUGGCAUUUAUGGGCAGUGUUAUUUUGUGAACAUAUUUUGGACCCUUAAUUAUAAAAUGACUAGAAACAGCAAUAUUGUUAUAUACGGGUUAUAUGCUAACUGUUUGAAACUACUCCAGAAAAACACCUGAACUGUCUUGAUUUAUUAAAGUACGGUAUGCAUUCAACUUAA